UCACGCAUGCGCAGUGGCACACUCUUGCUAUCAGGAAUAUGGCAGCGUCCUGAGCCCUGUUGGGGGGAAUACGCCGUUACUGAGCUCCUUCAGCACCCGAGUGGGAAAACUGAGAAGCACCGACCGCACUCAGAGGAGGGUGGGGGGCUGAGGGACGGCUACGAAUAACACCCCAUAGCAGUUUUACAGGUCCUGUGAAAAGAUGAAUGUUGUCAAAGAGAACAAAGACCUGGCCUGUUUCUACACCACCAAACACUCCUGGAGGGGAAAGUACAAGCGAGUCUUCUCAGUGGGGACGCAUGGCAUCACCACAUACAACCCUACCACGCUAGAAGUAACAAAUCAGUGGCCUUAUGGAGACAUCUGUGGUAUCGGUCCAGUAGGAAAAGGUCAGGGAACAGAGUUCAACCUCACAUUCCGCAAAGGCAGUGGCAAAAAGUCUGAAACGCUCAAGUUCUCGACAGAGCACCGGACAGAGCUGCUUACAGAAGCACUGAGAUUCAGAACAGAGUUUUCAGAGGGAAAGAUAACAGGCAGGCGUUACAACUGCUACAAGCACCACUGGAGUGACACCAGAAAGGCUGUGAGUUUAGAGGUGACACCUGGCGGCAUCGACCAAAUCGACCCACAAACCAACCGGGUGGUGUGUUCCUAUGACUACCGUAAUGUAGAAGGCUUCGUGGAGGUGUCUGAUUACCAGGGAGGAUUCUGCAUCCUUUAUGGCGGCUUCAGCAGGCUGCAUCUGUUUGCCUCGGAGCAUCGAGAUGACAUAAUCCGCUGCGCCAUAGAGCACGCGGGGAACUUCAUCGGCAUCACACUACGACUGAGGAAGGACGCCCUGACCUUUGAGGACUUCGUGACAGACAGGUUGGGGAAGUACAGCUCAGACGAGAGCAUCACUUCACUGGCUGAGUUUGUGGUGCAGAAGAUCACCCCUCGACACCCGGAGCCUAUUAAACGUAUACUGGCCCUGACAGAGACAUGUCUAGUGGAGAGAGACCCGGCUUCAUACAACAUAGUUACCAUCAAACCCUUUGGGGAGGUAUUUGCCCUCAUCUGUGAUGUCGACAACCCUCAGGUGUUUACAGUUGAAUUCAUCAGAGGUCAGAUCAGGAAGUUCUCCUCCACAGAAAGGGACUCCCUGUUAGCCAGCCUCCUUGAUGGAGUCCGUGCAUCAGGCAACAGGGACGUGUGUGUCAAGAUGGCCCCCACACAGCGAGGGCAAAGAUGGGGCCUGCUGAGCAUGCCCGUGGACGAGGAGGUGGAGAGCUUGCAUCUCAAAUUCCUGGCGGCACCUCCGAAUGGCAACUUUGCAGAUGCAGUGUUCAGAUUCAACGCCAACAUAUCCUACAGUGGAGUGCUGCAUGCAGUAACCCAAGAUGGUCUUUUCUCUGAGAACAAAGAGAAGCUCAUCAACAAUGCCAUCCUGGCACUUUUAUCCCAGGAGGCAGAGCUGCCAGCUCUUAACGCUGAGCUGGAGAGCCAUUUCCAGGCCAUCCGCCGCCUGGUGGCCUCCAAGGCUGGCUUCCAGGCUUUCACACAGCUGCCUAAGUCUGGUCAAGGGUCUGGAGUCACAGAUGCAACAUUCAGGGAAAAGUUGGGAGUAAAGACGGUAAAAGCUUUAAAACGGAACAACAACAGUGUGACACAUGCUGCUGUAGACAUGCUCUGUGCCCUUAUGUGUCCGAUGCACGAUGACUAUGACCUGAGGCAGGAACAGCUGAACAAGGCCUCUCUGCUGUCCUCCAAGAAGUUCCUGGAAAACCUCCUUGAAAAAUUCAUCACUAACGUGGACCAUGGAACAGGAGCUUUGGUCAUCAGCUCCUUACUGGAUUUCUUAACGUUUGCCCUCUGCGCGCCCUACAGUGAAACCACAGAAGGGCAGCAGUUUGAUAUGCUGCUUGAGAUGGUUGCCGCCAAUGGUCGCACGCUGUUCAAACUCUUCCAGCAUCCCUCCAUGGCGAUAGUAAAGGGAGCAGGUCUGGUGAUGAAGGCCAUCAUUGAGGAGGGAGACAAGGAAAUAGCCACUAAGAUGCAGGAGCUGGCCUUGAGUGAAGGGGCUCUUCCAAGGCACCUGCACACUUCUUUGUUCACCAUCAGCACUGACCAGCGGAUGCUUACCAACAGGCAGCUGAGUCGUCACCUUGUUGGCCUGUGGACAGCAGAGAAUCCUGUUGCCAUGAACCUCCUCAAGAGGAUACUGCCAACAGGCCUGCUGGCGUACCUGGACAGUGCUGAUGCAGUCCCGGAGAAAGAUGUGGACAGAAUGCACAUCCGUGACAACUUGAAAAUCGCCACGGACCAGCUAAACCGAAACAAAGUCCCAGAGUGGCAGCGGAUGGCAGGCAAAGCAGCCAAAGAGGUGGAAAAGUUUGCCAAGGAGAAGGCCGAUAUAGUGUUGAUGCACUGGAGAGAUAAAAUGGGAAUAGCCCAGAAGGAGCAGGACAGAAAUAACCUGAACCCAAACCAAAAGCCCGUCAUCCUAAGGAAGAGGCGGCAGAGGAUAAAGAUUGAAGUCAACUGGGAGCUUUUCUACUACAGAUUCCAGCUCGACCACGCUCGGUCCAACCUCAUCUGGAACCUGAAGACAAGGGAGGAGCUGCGGGAUGCUCUUGAGGGGGAGAUGCGGGCCUUCAGCGUCGACCGUGAGCUCGGCAGUGCCACUGUCAUCUCCUGGAAUCACCAGGAGUUUGAGGUGAAAUACGAGUGCCUUUCAGAUGAGAUAAAGAUCGGGGAUUACUACCUGCGUCUGCUGCUUGAGGAGGAUGAAAACGAAGAAUCAAACGCCAUCAAGAGAUCAUACGAGUUCUUCAAUGAACUCUACCAUCGCUUUCUGCUUACACCCAAAGUUACGAUGAAGUGCCUGUGCCUGCAGGCCCUUGCUAUAGUCUAUGGGAAGUGCUACGAGGAGAUUGGCCCCUUCACAGACACAAAAUAUAUUGUGGGCAUGCUGGACAGAUGCACAGACAAACUUGAAAGAGACAGACUUAUCCUCUUCCUCAACAAACUCAUUCUCAACAGGAAAAAUGUGAAGGAGGUGAUGGACUCAAAUGGAGUGCGUAUUUUGGUGGAUCUGCUCACCUUGGCACACCUGCAUACCAGUAGAGCUACAGUGCCCCUGCAGAGCAAUGUGCUGGAGGCAUCACCAGACAUGAAGAGGGAGAGUGAGAAAGAGUGGUACUUUGGAAAUGCAGACAAGGAGAGAAGAGGACCUUUCAGUUUUGAGGAGAUGCAGGAGUUUUGGAGCACAGGCGUCCUGACAGCAAAGACGCGAUGCUGGGCUCAAGGAAUGGACGGCUGGCGUCCCCUGCAGGCUAUCCCCCAGCUAAAAUGGUGCCUCCUGGCCACUGGGCAAGCAGUGAUGAAUGAGUCCGACCUGGCUACACUAAUCCUUAACAUGCUUAUCACCAUGUGCUCCUACUACCCCAGCAGGGACCAAGACAAUGCCAUUAUCCGUCCUUUACCCAAGAUCAAGAGGAUGAUCAGUGACAACGCUUGUCUCCCUCACAUUGUUCAGCUGCUGUUGACCUUUGACCCCAUCCUGGUGGAAAAGGUAGCUAACAUGCUGUACCUGGUGAUGCAGGACAACCCCAAUCUGCAGCGCCUCUAUUUAACUGGGGUGUUCUUCUUUAUCAUGAUGUACACUGGCUCCAACGUGCUUCCUGUGGCAAGGUUCCUGAAGUACACACAUCUGAAGCAAGCCUUCAAAUCAGAGGAGUCUAAGGGUCAGGAUAUUGUGCAGCGUAGUGUUCUGGGUCCAGUGCUGCCUGAGGCCAUGGUGUGUUACCUGGAGAACUACGAGGCUGAGCGCAUCUCAGAGAUCUUCCUUGGAGAAUUUGAUACACCUGAGGCCAUUUGGAGCAGUGAGAUGAGGCGGAUGAUGAUCGAGAAGAUAGCUGCUCACGUAGCUGACUUCAGCCCCAGACUGCAGAGCAACACUCGGGCCCUCUACCAGUACUGCCCCAUACCCGUGAUCAGCUUCCCUCAGCUGGACAACGAGCUCUUCUGCAACAUCUACUACCUCAGACAUCUGUGCGACACCACCCGCUUCCCCAACUGGCCCAUUCGAGAACCUGUGAAGCUUCUAAAAGAUACUCUUGAAGCGUGGAAGAGAGAAGUGGAGAAAAAGCCUCCCUCCAUGUCUGUGGAUGACGCUUACGAAGUCCUCAACCUCCCACAAGGACAGGGACAGCAUGAGGAAAGUAAAAUCAGGAAGGCUUACUUCAGACUGGCACAGAAGUACCAUCCCGACAAGAACCCCGAGGGCAGAGACAUGUUUGAGAAAGUCAACAAAGCCUACGAGUUCCUUUGUACAAAGUCUGCACGAAUCCUGGACGGCCCCGAUCCAGAAAACAUCAUCCUCAUCCUCAAAACUCAGAGCAUCCUCUUCAACCGACACAAACAAGAGCUGGAACCUUACAAAUACGCCGGUUACCCAAUGCUCAUCAAAACGAUCACAAUGGAAACGGAGGAUGAUCAGCUCUUCUCCAAGACCUCUCCGCUCCUUCCGGCUGCCGUUGAACUUGCCUUCCACACUGUCAACUGCUCUGCUCUGAAUGCAGAGGAGCUGCGCCGCGACAACGGCAUUGAGGUUUUGCUGGAGGCUCUUUCUCGGUGUGUUGCUGUGUUAACUGCGUCCAGCAAGCCUGAUGACAUGGCUGUACAGGUGUGCGGGCACAUCUGUAAGUGCUACAGUGUCGCAGCCCAGUUUGAGGAGUGCAGAGAAAAGAUAAUUGAACUGCCAAACAUCAUCAGGGACCUCUGUCACAUCUUGUUCUAUGGAAAGGGUCUCCCAAAAACGGCUGCCCUGGCAGUCCAGUGCGUGAGCUCCUUCGCAGUGGAUUUCUUCCUACAGACCCAUCUAUACCAUGCUGGUGUGCUCUGGCACCUGCUGGUCCACCUCUUCAACUACGACUACACCCUGGAGGAGAGUGGCGUUCAGGCCAACCAGGAAACAAACCAACAGGAGGUCGCCAACAACCUGGCCAAGCUCAGUCUGGUAGCUCUCAGCCGUCUUGGAGGCUACACCCAGACACCACCCACACCAGACGGGAACAAUCCCGUUUCAGAGACCAACGGCAUCGACGGAACACCUCCUGAGAACCCCACCAUCCGCAAGAGCUUAGCAGCCAUGCUGACACCGUACAUCUCAAGGAAGCUGGGAACAGGAACUCCUGCUGAGGUCCUGAAGCUUUUGAAUAGUAACUCAGAGAACCCGUACUUGAUCUGGAACAAUGGAACAAGAGCCGAGCUGCUGGAAUUCCUGGAGUGUCAGCAGGAGGGAAACAUAAAGAGGGGAGAAAAUGAUAAAAGCUUUGGUGCAGAGUUUGUGUUCAAUGAUCACAGCAAAGAGCUGAUAGUUGGAGAGAUCUUUGUCCGGGUCUACAAUGAGCAACCGACUUUUCCUCUUGAGUACCCCAAAGCAUUUGCAGCCAGUCUGCUAGACUACGUCGGCUCCCAGGCCCAGUACCUCCACACUCUGCUGGCCAUGAGUCAGAGCAACAAGGUGGAGUCCCAGCAGCACGCUGAGAGGCUCCGCUUCGCUGAGAUGGCUUUAGAGGCUCUACGCAACGUCAUCAAGAACAACCCUGGUUCGGAGACGGAGUGCAUCGGACAUUUCAAACUGCUCUUCUCUUUGUUGAGGGUUCACGGAGCUGGCAGAGUACAGCAGCUGGUGUUGGAGGUUGUGAAUACAGUGACAUCAAACCAGGAAUGUGUUAGCAACAUUGCAGAGUCACUAGUGUUGUCCAACCUUCUGCUGCUGCUACACUCACUUCCCUCCAGUCGCCAAAUUGUGUUGGAAACCUUGUAUGCACUGACUUCCAACACAAAGAUAGUCAAAGAGGCUAUGGCCAAAGGUGCUCUGAUCUACUUGCUCGACCUCUUCUGUAACUGCACACAUCCCCAGGUCCGCACGCAGACUGCCGAGCUCUUCUCCAAGAUGACCUCAGACAAGCUGGUUGGGCCAAAGGUGCGUCUAACGCUGAUGCGUUUCCUCCCUGGUGUGUUCAUGGAUGCCAUGAGAGACAACGCUGAAGCAGCAGUGCACAUAUUCGAGGGAACACAUGAGAACCCUGAACUGAUCUGGAACGACAACUCGAGGGAGAAAGUGUCUACAACUGUCCGGGAGUUGAUGCUUGAGCACUUUAAACAGCAGAAGGAUAAUCCUGAUGUGAACUGGAAAAUGCCAGAUGACUUCACAGUGGCUUAUGGAGCAGGACAGGGCGAGCUAGAAGUCGGUGGCGUCUUCUUGCGUAUCUUCAUCGCACAGCCAGGCUGGGUGCUUCGCAAGCCUCGAGAGUUCCUGGUGUCCCUCCUGGAGACCAUGACCGAGCUGCUGGAGAAAAACAACCCCAAUGGUGAGGCCCUGGAGACGGUUACCACGGCAGCAGUUUGUCUGUUCAGCACACAGAGCCAGCUGGCCGACCAGGUUCCUCCUCUGGGUCACCUGCCUCGCAUCCUGGCAGCACUCAACCACAAGAACAAUGCAGUGCCCAAGUGCUCCAUCCGCCUCAUCCACGUGUGGUUUUGUAUGGUGCCGCGCAGGUGUUGGAGCCAUAGACAUAUAAAGCAUGUGUCUAUGGUUGGAGCUGGGAUGUGUCUGUUUACGGCGUUGUGUUGCUUAGCAACGGCUGAAAACAAUGGUUCCGCUUUGACAGAGCGUCUUUUUCACGGCAGACACUUUGGUUUCUGUCUGGUAGACACUCAGUUUAACUUUCACUCAGUAUUGAUAUUAUUACAGGACUAUAACUCUACCUCUGAGGGAUUUCCUGCCGCCAAAGAUCUGUUUCACCACCGGUUAUCAUUCUCCAGCAAAAUGGCAUCGAGCUAUGGAUCACUUGUCUGGGAGGCCAUUGUGCUGCUCGACAGGUUCAACGCUGGCAGGCAGUGUUUGGAUGACUUCGUGGAAGAUGCUGCCAAGGAUCUGCAGCACAUGGACUCACUGCAUAAGAAUUUCAUACUUGACGUUGUUUCUGGAUGUAUUGAGCACAAAAAGUUACUGGACGUCGCUGUCAGUAUCUUCUAUCACCGGAACUGGAAAUGCUUGCCCAGAGAUCACAGCCAAUUUGUCGUUGUCUGUUACCUCGCUACGUUUGCCCUCGAUGACCUUGGACUUCAGCAUUUCAGCAACAUUGUCAAAUCACUGGACAUCAAGAGGAUGCAAACAUUCCUGAAUUUCUUCUUCACAAACCUCACCACGUGGAUACAAGCAGAGUGGAAUACCAUCUACGAUGCUGAAUAUGUGGAGAAAAACUGGAUUGGCCCUCUGCUGAGAUGGCGCCCGGAGAUCGAUAUUCUCAUAAAGCAGCUUGCUGACGCAGUAUCUCGUGGGGGUCAGGUCAAGAAGGCUCCAAUCAAAACCACCAAGCCGCAGGAGUUCUCUCUCACCAGACCUAAACCGCCACCUCUGCCAAAGCCUGAGCUCAUUCCACAGCAGGAAAAAAGCAAACCAGUGCCAAGUAGCACGUACAUGGCCCCGAAAGAGAUGCAGAAGCUGGAGGAAAUCAAACAAAAGAACCAGCAGGAGAGUGAGGAGCUGCUCUAUGAGGCCAAUAUGAAACAGUUGAGAUGCGCAAAUCCACAGAAGUCUGAACGCACCAAGAGGGUGAGGUCUCAGAUCGCAGUGGACUUUGACUCCAAACUCAAGUUCAACUCGUUUCGCUCCUCUGCAUCUCCCUCCAGCCAAAAGACUAACAGCUGGCCCGCAAAGCUAAACACUGCAGCCACCCUGAGGCAGAAGGCGCUCUAUGACCGUCAGGUGGAGGAGGAGCUGCAAAGAAUGGAGCGUCUGGUUGAGGGAGCUCGCGAGCCCUCGUGUUUCCUGCAGUGGCAGAGGGAGAUGCGUGAGAAGGACCUUCAGGAGGAGCUGACCAAGAUUGAGCGCAGGCAUCUGGAGGGACAGAUCAGCCAUAAGGAGGCGGCUAUAGCCCGGGCCCGCCUCAUGGAACGCAACCAAGAGACUGCUCAGCUGAAGAAAGAAGAGACAGCUCAGCUGAUGCGGAGAUAUGCCGAGAAGAGGCUGCAGGAGGAGAAAGAAAUGAGAGACUUGGUGCAACAAGUGGCAGAGGGCCACAAGAACUCAAAGACGGCUAAAGAGAAGCUGCAGAAAUUCAAGAAAAGUAUAGUGAAGGAAGUCUCAGAGCAAAGUCGAGAGCUCCUUCGUCAAGCACUGGAGGAGGCACAUGCCGAGCUCAGCAGGAAGUUUGAAAUCAUCGCCGAAAUCCGCGCCAUCGAAUCGCUCCCUCACAUCAGGGUACAGAAUUUUGACGACACAGAGACUGCAGGCCACCACCUGCUGGGAGAGAUGUCUCUCGUCGAGCUGAAGGAGCGGCUGUCCCUCCUGAGGGAGGCUCAGCUAGCGGAGCAGCAGCAGAGACGGGAGCACAUCCUGGAGGAGAAGGAGAAGAAGAAGCAGCAGCUGGUGGAGCACCUGGACAAGAUCGAGCUCUACAGGAGAAUGCAGGCACAGGCCGCUGCCAUCAGGAAAGAGGAGAUGAGAGCCAGGCUGAGUCCGCAGGCCAAGGUGACUCAGGAUGAGACGGUUUUGGCUCUGCAGAGGAAACUGAAAGAGAAACAACAAGAGCAUCAAAGACUGAAGCAAACUGAGGGAACGAAGUCCAAAACUCCUGAACAGCCUGUCGGAAACACAGAGAUACACAACAGAAAAAGCUCCAAGGAGAAAAGCUGGGAGGAGUUGGAACUGAGCUUAGAGCGUCAUAUCCAGAGGAACGCUGCUCAUGUUUCAUUUUAGCUCAGAUGCAUCAUUAGCUAUAUUUGUUGUAAGAAAAGUGUGGGAAGAUCUUCCUUACAUCUUUUAUUGCCUUAAUUUGACACAUUUGUAAUUAGAAUUUGCUUGAAAUGCUGUAAUAAAAAUGUUGCGUCACUGUCAUUUAUUUACCACUGAUGUUUGUUUAAUUCAGUGAGUUUAUCCCGGAUUGUUUACUCAUUUUUCUAAUCAAUAAAAGGUUGGACAAAAGAA
This is a messenger RNA of Acanthopagrus latus (yellowfin seabream), 8980 nucleotides long. RefSeq names its product dnaJ homolog subfamily C member 13. The transcript has 68 exons. Gene Ontology annotation, biological process: regulation of early endosome to late endosome transport; receptor-mediated endocytosis; endosome organization. The record is from RefSeq and is a predicted model, not a curated record. Lineage: Eukaryota; Metazoa; Chordata; Actinopteri; Spariformes; Sparidae. The coding region runs from base 203 to 8752 and encodes 2849 amino acids. Gene Ontology annotation, cellular component: endosome membrane.